This is a messenger RNA of Perkinsus marinus ATCC 50983, 1197 nucleotides long. RefSeq names its product Carboxypeptidase Y precursor, putative. Gene Ontology annotation, molecular function: serine-type carboxypeptidase activity. The transcript has 12 exons. Gene Ontology annotation, biological process: proteolysis. Lineage: Eukaryota; Perkinsozoa; Perkinsida; Perkinsidae. The record is from RefSeq and is a predicted model, not a curated record. Bases 1 to 1197 code for a protein of 398 amino acids.
AUGUUCUUCGAGUCCAGGAAGUCACCCGAGACCGAUCCCAUGAUCGUAUGGUUGAAUGGUGGCCCUGGCUUUAGCAGUAUGGCCGGUAUGGUACUAGAGAACGGUCCUUGUCGUAUCGAUACCGAGAGAGGAGGGACAAAUCUAAACCCGUAUUCGUGGACUGCGGAGGCCAACGGUUUAUGGAUCGAUCAACCUGCUGGCACAGGGUUCAGCACCGGGCCUUUGAUAAGGUCUACUGAGGAGGCUGGCGAGUUGCUAUCGCUAUUUUUACAUGGGUUUUUCGGGAAGUACCCUCAGUACAACAGGAGGGUGUUUUUAGCGGGCGAGUCGUAUUCGGGUAAGUUCAUCCCGGAGGCAGUGAUGAGGGUGAAGGCGGAUGAGAAAGAGGGCGCUGAGCCCACUAUUGACAUCGUCGGAAUUAUCAUCGGCAACGGUUUCUUCAACUCUGACAGAGUGUGGCGAUCGUAUCCUCGGAUGGCAUAUAGGAGCGGCACUGCUCCGAGGAGGGUCUCAGCUCCACAAUAUGAUAGGAUGGUGAAAGCGGCAGAGGACUGUGUAGCAGAGACGCCAUCUUGCCUGUCGGGGCAUAUGAGCUGCCAGGCAUUGUACGAUAGAUGUUCCAAGAAGCUCAUCAAUCCUAUUAGCGAUGGCAAGUGGAGCAUAUACGAUCUCAGACACGAGUGUGGCCCGUAUCCUGAUUGCUUGGAUGAUGGACCGGUUCGAAAGUAUUUCAACGAUCCUGCUGUACAGGAGGUUGUGGGAGCGCAUAUGGAGUGGAGAUCGUCGAAUGAAAGUGUCACGGCCGCAUUCCAUAUUCGAGAGCUCUUCACAUCAUCUGCUGAGCAACAACUAUCUUCGCUCCUGGUUAAAGGGAUUAGUGUACUCCUGUAUGCUGGUGACCAGGAUUUCCUAUGCAAUUGGCUCAGCGUUCUGGACACGGCUCAGGCGCUCGAGUGGCCAGGGAAGGCGGCCUUCACCAAGGCGGUAGAGAGCUCACUGAGGGUGAAGGUGUAUUCAUUCGGUACGUCAGCAACGACUCGUCCUCUGCCAGUUGCCGUCGUCAUCAACGCUAGCCAUAUGGUCCCUCAGGACGCCCCUGAGGCUGCGCUAUCACUCGUAAACGACUUCAUCUACCGUACCACGGCUUACCAUAGUGAUCCUCCUACAGCUGUUGGGCUCAAGAUGCUUAUUGUCUAG